Vanessa tameamea is the source of this 3433-nucleotide messenger RNA. It is a transcript of the gene Ca-beta, whose product is annotated as Ca2+-channel-protein-beta-subunit. Gene Ontology annotation, cellular component: voltage-gated calcium channel complex. Gene Ontology annotation, biological process: calcium ion transmembrane transport. Bases 218 to 1978 code for a protein of 586 amino acids. The transcript is spliced from 14 exons. The record is from RefSeq and is a predicted model, not a curated record. NCBI's taxonomy places the organism in Eukaryota, Metazoa, Arthropoda, Insecta, Lepidoptera, Nymphalidae. Gene Ontology annotation, molecular function: protein binding; voltage-gated calcium channel activity.
UGCCGAACACGCCCGAAACCUUGCCGCACAUGACAAAUGUCAGUGGUAUGGCCUGCAGUUUUCAGGGCUUGUGAAAAUUCAGUAAAAAAGUGCAUUAAGUAGCAUUGUGUUCAAAACUGUAGUGUAGUGAACGUUGCUUUUGUUGUUUCAUCGUACGUACUGAUUAUUUCGUGUUUAGUCGCGGUGGCGCGUCGUCGGGCAUGCGCCUCGGCGUAGCAUGAGCGGUGCGCGCGCGCACGAGCCCCGCGACCCGCCGCGCCAGCACCGCUCCCACCACCCCCACCAGGGUGGCGAGCGGCGCGCGCGCAGGCGAUCCGGCGAACCGGUGCUCGACCGCGGCGCGCAAUCGGACCCGGACCUCCAGAGCCGGCUGCAGCCGGACCUCUCUUCAUAUUGGGGCUCGGCGGAUUCAAACUACUCGCAACCAUCCUCGGAGCUGUCGCUCGACGAAGAUAAAGAGGCUUCGCGCCGCGAGAAGGAGUCGCUGGCUCUCGUACAGCUUGAUAAGGCUCGGUCGAAACCAGUAGCGUUUGCAGUGCGGACCAACGUCGCGUAUGAUGGCACGGUGGACGACGACUCGCCCGUGCACGGCAGCGCCAUCUCGUUUGAAGUGCGCGACUACCUUCACAUCAAGGAGAAGUACGACAAUAAUUGGUGGAUCGGGAGGCUCGUGAAGGAGGGUUGCGACGUCGGCUUCAUCCCGUCGCCGGUGAAGCUGGAGGCGGUGCGCGCGGGUCUCACGGCGCGCGGCCGGUACCCGCGCCCGCCGUCCGCCGGCCUGCCGCCGCAGCCGCUCCCCAGCCGAGGUAGCACUCCCCCCACGCCCGAUAUCCCUACCAUCGAUAGAGGUGAGGAUUCAGAUUCCGCAGGCCGUGGUCGAGGCGCAGGCGCCUUGCCCGCCAACAAGGAGAAACGGAAACCAUUCUUCAAAAAGCAGGAAGCCUGCACGCCCUACGACGUGGUGCCGUCCAUGCGGCCCGUCGUGCUCGUCGGCCCCUCGCUCAAAGGCUACGAGGUGACGGAUAUGAUGCAAAAGGCGCUGUUCGACUUUCUGAAAAGACGCUUCGAGGGCAGGAUAAUAAUAACACGUGUGAUGGCGGACAUAUCGCUAGCGAAGCGGUCGCUUCUGAACAACGCCUCGAAGCGAGCUAUCGUGGAGCGCUCCAACUCGCGUUCCACUUGCCUCGUGGAAGUUCAGACGGAAAUCGAAAGGAUAUUCGAUUUAGCGAGGACGCUGCAGCUGGUUGUGCUGGACUGCGAUACCAUCAACCAUCCAUCUCAGCUCGCGAAGACCUCACUGGCUCCUACGAUCGUCUAUUUGAAAAUAUCCAGUCCGAAGGUGUUGCAGCGGUUAAUAAAAUCCCGCGGUAAAGGUCAGAGCAAGAACCUCUCGGUGCAGAUGGUGGCCGCAGAGAAGCUGUCGCAGUGUCCGCCGGAAAUGUUCGACGUCAUUCUCGACGAGAACCAGCUAGAGGAGGCCUGCGAACACAUCGCUGAGUAUUUGGAGGCGUACUGGGCGGCGACGCACCCGCCGCAGCCCGCGCCCAGCGCGCACGCGCCGCACGCGCCGCUGCCGCACGCGCACGCGCACUCGCACGCGCACCACGCGCAGCCUGAACCCCCCGCAAAUUCCGGAGGACACCGGGAGAGGUCCGACUCUUACAGCUACGAGAGAGGAAGAGGUAGAGCGCGCGUGCAACGCCCGGAGCGACUCGAGGAGGAGGAAUACUACCCUCGCGAGCACUACCAGCGCUACCCGCGGGACUACCCGCGGGAAUACCACGAGGGCUACUCGUCGGAGUACGCGCACGACCCGUACGAGCGCGAGCGCGAGGCGUACGGCCACGACUACACGCGGGAGUACGGGCGGGAGUACGCGCGCGAGGCGUACCCGCGGGAGGAGCGCGGCGCGCGCACGCGCGAGCGCGACGCGUCGGACGAGUACGGCGCGUCGCGGCGCGCGCUCAACGCGGUGUAGCUCCGCGUGCGCGCCGGCCACCCCGGCCCGCCCGCUCCGCAUUGUAUCCCUACCGCCGUGUCUUACAUUCACGCUUCGACUUAUAUUACCUUUCGACGCCAGCGAAACUAGUGAGAGGUCGAUGCCGCGUCCAUGUAUUUUUUAGGGACGCCCGACCACAUUAGUAAAGUUUUAGUAACUGGCGUCAUCCGAUCUAGACUCCUCGAUGUCGAGCGUUUGUCGCUUUAUUUACGUAAAUUUUUGCGUCGCCACUUUUUUGUUUCGGCACCCUUUCGAGAUUUAUAUUAGCGCUUAAUAGACGUCCGAUGGAUCCGAUCGAGGGCGAACAAUCGUAUUUGGCAAGUUGCGUGUGCGGGCGGGAUACAGUGCGGACGGUCGCGCGAGGGGCCGGUUUCCCGCCCGGCCGCCGCCGCCGCCGCCGCCGCCGCCGCCGUCGCGGACGCUCUUUCUACUUGCUGAGCUUUAGCGGCACGCUUUUGCGACGAGUGCAGUGUGUGAGCGAUCAGCUUGUGUUCUUUGGUUUUACCCCCUCCGUUUAAUGCUUUGGAUUAUCCACCGUCGACGUUACCAAUAGAUAUAUCAUUAAAAAGAAGCAACGAAGACCUAUGUAGCGUACAUACGUAAUAAGAAACCUCUUUUGAACUUAUUAUUAUUAGGUAUUUUAAAGAAUAAUAUGGACAUUUCUGGUGAAUUUGUGACGAUAAAAAAAUGGAUGAAUGUACAAUUUUCUUAAAAGCACCAUACAUUAGAAUAAUUUCACAUUUAGCUUAACCGUAUUUACUGUGGAUCGGUUUCUCGUUGGUGGUAUGUCUUAUUGGUAAUCGAAACAUUUGUACCGAUCCCAUCACUGAUGAGUAUACGAAUAUGUUAUAACCGCAAACUAUAUAGAGUGUUUAAAAACUACGUUUAUAAUAUUAUAAAAUGUAAAAUAUUUUUGUUCUCACUCAGUUAAUUCUCUUUCCAGAAUCUUAAAAUAUAAUAUACCCAAAAUAUAACACGAUACACACGACUUUGAUUGAAUUGUAAUAUUAUUCGAAUAACUAAGACAACCAAUUUCCAAAUUUUACUUUAUAUAAAAGUAAUUUGCCUUUAUACACAUGAAACUAUUUCCGAAUCCAUAAAUCCUAGAUAUCCGUUUUGUUCGAAUCCUUUGCUUGUCGUAUAUUUGACAUAAGCUAUACGAGUAUUUACUUAUUCAAUUCUCAAAGACAAAAGAAUGGUGUUUGUAUGGAAGUGUUUCUUUGAUCUGUGUGGAAGAGUGCUGGGUUAGGUUAGGUUGGAGCCACUGGCGAAGUAAGCUCGCGUGUAAUGUAUAAAUUUUAAAUAUUAUUGAUAAUUCUAGUGCCGAUAGAUAUUACCUGUUCCCAUUUUUUGAACAUACAUACUCUUGUAAUUAUAAAGCAUCGUCUGUAUUUCAUUGUUGCAAUCAUUUGUAAAUAAAAUACUUUAUAUCGA